This is a messenger RNA of Eutrema salsugineum, 1119 nucleotides long. Its product is annotated as photosystem II 22 kDa protein, chloroplastic. The coding region runs from base 149 to 952 and encodes 267 amino acids. The transcript has 4 exons. The record is from RefSeq and is a predicted model, not a curated record. NCBI's taxonomy places the organism in Eukaryota, Viridiplantae, Streptophyta, Magnoliopsida, Brassicales, Brassicaceae.
AAGGUAAGGACAAUUGGGCGACGUGGACGCACUGUAAGCCCGUCAACAGAUUUUCUUGAUAUCUCUUAAUCUCUUUACUUCCACAACACAAAACGUCACUGAUCCUUUCUCUCAUCCUCAGACGCAGCAAAGCAGCACAACACACAAAAUGGCUCAAACCAUGAUGCUUACUUCCGGCGUCUCUGCUAACCAAUUCUUGAGGAACAAGAACCCUUUGGCUCAGCCCAAAGUUCACCAUCUCUUCCUCUCCGGAAACUCUCCGGUUGUUAUACCAUCUCGAAGACAAUCACUCGUUCCUCUCGCUCUCUUCAAACCCAAAACCAAAGCUGCUCCCAAAAAGGUUGAGAAGGUGAAGCCAAAGGUUGAGGAUGGUAUCUUCGGAACUUCGGGUGGGAUAGGUUUCACAAAAGCUAACGAACUCUUUGUGGGUCGUGUCGCUAUGAUCGGUUUCGCUGCAUCUUUGCUGGGUGAGGCGGUGACAGGGAAAGGUAUAUUAGCACAGCUGAAUUUGGAAACAGGGAUACCGAUUUAUGAAGCAGAGCCAUUGCUUCUCUUCUUCAUAUUGUUCACUCUGUUGGGUGCUAUUGGAGCUCUUGGAGACAGAGGAAAAUUCGUCGACGAUCCUCCAACUCCAACCGGGCUCGAGAAAGCCGUCAUUGCUCCCGGCAAAAACGUCCGUUCUGCCCUUGGUCUCAAAGAACAAGGUCCUUUGUUUGGGUUCACCAAGGCAAACGAAUUAUUCGUUGGAAGAUUGGCACAGUUGGGAAUAGCAUUUUCAUUGAUAGGAGAGAUUAUAACCGGAAAAGGAGCAUUGGCUCAACUCAACAUUGAGACCGGUAUACCAAUUCAAGAUAUCGAACCACUUGUCCUCUUAAACGUUGCUUUCUUCUUCUUUGCUGCUAUUAAUCCUGGUAAUGGAAAAUUCAUCACUGACGAUGGUGAAGAUAUGUAAACUCUUUAUGUACCUAAAGUAAGUAGAGUGGGAGACUAUCUUCAUGUUGAGACAGGAGGAAAUGGACUGCUUAAACUCUUGUAAUACUUUAAUCCUUGUUGCUUUGACUUGGGAAUUUUCUGAUUAUAUAUAGUUUCUCCUUAGUUUCCCUAAGGUAUUUGAUAUUA